AUGGCUGUGGACAUGUCACCUGCUUCUCGUGAUCUGCUGAUUCUCUACGCUUCCCAAACAGGCACUGCCACCGAUGUGGCUGAGCGACUGGGACGUAAGGCUAGAGCGAGAUUCUUUAGUGUGCGUGUACAAGAUAUGGGUGACUACAAGGUCACUGAUCUGAUUAAAGAGUCUCUGGUUAUCUUUGUGGUGGCGACUGCUGGUCAGGGUGAUGCGCCUGAUAGCAUGGUGUAUCAAGUGGAAUAA
Sphaeroforma arctica JP610 is the source of this 246-nucleotide messenger RNA. RefSeq lists its product as hypothetical. The coding region runs from base 1 to 246 and encodes 81 amino acids. The record is from RefSeq and is a predicted model, not a curated record. Lineage: Eukaryota; Ichthyosporea; Ichthyophonida. Gene Ontology annotation, cellular component: cytosol. Gene Ontology annotation, molecular function: oxidoreductase activity; FMN binding; flavin adenine dinucleotide binding. The transcript has 2 exons.